Phanerochaete carnosa HHB-10118-sp is the source of this 483-nucleotide messenger RNA. RefSeq lists its product as uncharacterized. NCBI's taxonomy places the organism in Eukaryota, Fungi, Basidiomycota, Agaricomycetes, Polyporales, Phanerochaetaceae. Bases 5 to 178 code for a protein of 57 amino acids. The transcript has a single exon. The record is from RefSeq and is a predicted model, not a curated record.
UGCAAUGAGAUACACGUACUCUUCUGCCCCUGGUUCUCCCUCCAUAAAGUCCUCCAAGCCAAAGUCAUUGUCAGCCAUGACAUCUCGGGCCUUUGCCUGCAGCCGCCGUGCUUCCUGCUCCUCCAUCUCGUUCGCCUCUUCAUCCUCAGAGUCCAGUUCCGCCGCAUUUGAUGAGUAGUAAGCAGCUUUGGAUUUGCCCCAGGCUUCCUCCUCCUCGUCUAAUUCAGAUUCCUCGUCGGAGGAUGCGGCAACUUUCGAGGUCUGUUUACCCUUCUUCUGUCUCACAACAGAUGGGCCAGGCUCGGGGUGUAUAUCAUCAGGGUCCUCUUCUUCCCCCUCAUCUUCAUCUUCGUCUUCGCCCUCCGAGUCGCUCGGAAUCCCCUUCAGAGCGAAGACUUCUUCCUCAUCGCCCUCGUCAUCCGACCUCAAAUCCUCCCCGUCAAGGAGAAUUUGGUCCCUUGCAGCAUGGACUUAAUAACAGAC